Molecule: messenger RNA, 2232 nt
Organism: Annulohypoxylon truncatum
Lineage: Eukaryota; Fungi; Ascomycota; Sordariomycetes; Xylariales; Hypoxylaceae
Product: FolC bifunctional protein
Exons: 3
Coding region: 1-1962 (653 amino acids)
Biological process (GO): folic acid-containing compound biosynthetic process
Cellular component (GO): mitochondrion; cytoplasm; cytosol
Molecular function (GO): ATP binding; tetrahydrofolylpolyglutamate synthase activity; dihydrofolate synthase activity
Source: RefSeq, a predicted model, not a curated record
AUGGUGAACCUCGGGCUAGCACGAAUCACGGCCUUGCUCAAGCAGACACCACAAACAUGGAAAGCCAUCCAUGUCGCUGGAACAAAUGGCAAGGGCUCCAUAUGUGCGUAUCUGACCGCCAUGCUACGUGCCAAUCAAAUAUCGUGCGGCAGGUUCACCUCGCCUCAUCUCAUCGAUCCUCGAGAUUGCAUCACCAUCAACGAUAGUGUCGUGUCUGAGAGCAAAUUCAAGCACUUCGAAGACUUGGUCAAGAGGAGAAAUGAGGAGCAAUGUCUUGGCGCGAGCGAAUUUGAGCUGCUCACGGCCACGGCUUUUGAGAUAUUUGAGUCGGAGAAAGUCGAGGUUGGUAUAAUCGAAGUAGGGUUAGGCGGAAGACUGGAUGCGACAAAUGCACUAAAACAUAAGCGUGUCACUGUCAUUUCCAAAAUUGGUAUCGACCAUCAAUCUUUUCUAGGAAAUACUAUCGAGGAGAUCGCUCUUCAAAAGGCCGGCAUUAUGCGGCAAGGGGUGACCUGUGUCGUGGAUGGCAGCAACCCUGGUUCUGUAUUGGGUGUUCUAAAGAAGCAUGCCGAAGAAACAGGUAGCCACGUUCAAUUUACAGAUCCGGAGUCGGAUACGCUUGUCAAGAAGUUGAGGGAUAACCUUGAGCCACAUCAACGCCAGAAUCUUGCAUGUGCCCAUGAAGCAUUCCGACUCGCGUAUCCUCAACUUGCCAGCUCUACAGAUAUCCUUGCAUCCGCUGCCCGAGAUAUGGUAUGGCCUGGACGGCUUCAGCAAUUGAGUAUCGAGAAGUUAACUGGCAGGAAAGAAAAUGUUCUCCUGGAUGGGGCACACAACCCUCAAUCAGCAGAAGUGCUCUCGACCUUCGUUGAGAAACAUCUACGAUCUCAAGGCAAACCCAUUACUUGGGUGCUUGCCGCCACACAAGGAAAAGAUGUAUCAGAAAUGUUCAAAUUAUUGUUACGUGAUGGGGAUUCUAUAGUUACAGUCGAAUUCGGGCCUGUGGAUCAGAUGCCUUGGGUUCGACCAACAGAUUCGGCAGCAUUACUCAACGCGGCGAGCAAAUGCGUUACAAUUGCUUCGCAGUCCGAUGCGUCCACGAAUGUGCGCUCGGCCCUCAACUGGGCAAGCCAAGCUGCGAACGAAGGCCCGCUUGUUAUUGCCGGAAGUCUUUACCUGGUAUGCACAGUCCCAAUAUACAUAAUGACCUCCGAACCCCCUAAAAACUUAAUCAUCGUAUGCUGUCACGGCAUAUGGCUUGGCGGCCCUUCACUUGGCCGUGGCGAGGAUGAAUGGCUGAUCGCGGGAUUCCAAAAAGGCGAAACGCCAACCUUCGUCGAGCAUAUCAAGACUGGAUUGCGCAUCUUGAAAGAAGAUAAGGGUUCUGUAUUGAUGUUUUCCGGUGGCCCCACGAGGAAAGAGACCCGUCUAUCUGAAGCGCAGAGUUAUGCCGAUCUCGCCAGCGCCAACUUAUAUUUUGGAAUCUUAUCUGAAGCCGAAGCGGCGGGGCGGAUAUCCUGCGAAGAGCGGGCUUUAGACUCGUACUACAACGUGCUAUUUUCGCUCAUCAAAUUUUGGGAAGAUCACGGAAGGUGGCCGGAGAAAUUGACGUUAGUGAGCCACGCCUUCAAACGCGAGCGUCUCGUCGAUUGUCACUGCGGCGCUAUCGGUUUUCCUUUAGACCGCGUCGACUUCGUCGGCGUGGACCCGCCAGGCAUGGUCGACGGGUCAAACCAGGCCGCCAUCAAAGGUAUCGUUGAGGCAAUUACGCAGUGGAAUGAAGACCCCCACGGCAAAGGCGAGCUCCUAGCUGGUAAGCGCAGGAAACGAAACCCGUGGGGAAUUCCGCAGACGCUCUUUGCCAACGAAGAAGAUCGAGCUCGCAGCGGUGUGAAGUCGAUGUUUGCAGAGGGAGAAGAAUGUCUUAUAGAAGGGGUUUCCCAACCAUGGUCAAACCAAUGAUAUCUCUUGAUUAUCACAUCUUUUUGAUUUUAUUUGUAAGUAACUAAGCUAAAUUUUAGGAGCUGCGGCCUCAUCCUUGCUAUCCUUGCUAUCCGCCAGCGCCACCGUGUCAAGGACAAACCGCACAGCGUCUUUCUUCAUCUCCGUACUGAAUUCGUGGCCCACACCCGGGUAAACGUUGUCUUCGACGUAAAUACCUCCAUCGGAGUACCAGCUGUUUGUGGCAAUCUUGAAGAAUUGCAUGAAUGGCUCGCUGAUUCUGUACGGGAC